Molecule: messenger RNA, 591 nt
Organism: Condylostylus longicornis
Lineage: Eukaryota; Metazoa; Arthropoda; Insecta; Diptera; Dolichopodidae
Product: ribosomal protein 63, mitochondrial
Exons: 2
Coding region: 159-479 (106 amino acids)
Biological process (GO): mitochondrial translation
Cellular component (GO): mitochondrial ribosome
Molecular function (GO): structural constituent of ribosome
Source: RefSeq, a predicted model, not a curated record
CAGACCUUGUAAAUGUUGAGUCUAUAUAAUUUAAAUCGCUUUAGUCACAAUAUUUAACUCAUAAAGUUUCACGAUUUUCAAAAUUUCUUGAUUUGUUCUCGAUUCGAAUUUUGGAAUUUUUCAGCAGUGUUAGCAGCGCGUAUAACAUACUAGUGAACAUGCAAUUAACACUGUUACAGAUGUUUAAAAAAACAGUUCCUGGUCAUAUUUUCCGUGGUAAACGUCGAUUAGUUAAGAAAGUAACUAUGAGUUCUAUUAGAGAAUUACGGAAGGAUUAUGAAAGACAAGAAGCUAAUAUGUUGUUCUUACGGAAUCCUUAUUUGUCUUUGGAAGAAUCAAAUGGACAUACCAAAGAAUUGCAUAAAAGAGAGGAAUUAAUAAAAGUGUGGAACAAUCGAAAUACUUUGGCUAAGCUGAAAACACACAUAACUCUAGAGGACAAAUUAAAUCACCUUAAGGUGAAAGAUGUUUGGGAAUAAAGUUAAGAAAAUCUAUCAGUGUUGAAUAAUGAUUCAUAUUUUUUUGGCCGUUUUAACAAUGGGUAUCUAUUUUAUAGUCGAAUUAAAAUAUACGUUUUAAAAAAUCUCGAAA